This is a messenger RNA of Bufo gargarizans (Asiatic toad), 1800 nucleotides long. It is a transcript of the gene HINFP, whose product is annotated as histone H4 transcription factor. The record is from RefSeq and is a predicted model, not a curated record. Lineage: Eukaryota; Metazoa; Chordata; Amphibia; Anura; Bufonidae. Gene Ontology annotation, biological process: anatomical structure development; regulation of transcription by RNA polymerase II. The coding region runs from base 55 to 1437 and encodes 460 amino acids. The transcript has 9 exons. Gene Ontology annotation, molecular function: RNA polymerase II cis-regulatory region sequence-specific DNA binding; DNA-binding transcription factor activity, RNA polymerase II-specific.
GCUUCAGUGUUCAUUUAGCGGUAGAGGGGGUAAAGCGGCGCUGCGCGUUUACUGAUGGCUGACAGUGGGAUGACAGGCAGAGGGGUGAAGCGCAGUGUAAACGUCCUGCUGCAGUGUGAAUGGGGCUCCUGCAGCUAUGUGGCUUCUAAGAUGGAAGAAUUCUGCGCUCAUGUGUCUGAUCACCUGGGAGCCCAACAGCUGAGGACUGGCGAGGAGAACAUGGACUGUGAGGACGAGUUUUGUUGCCUGUGGCAAGACUGCGGCUUUUUCUCCCUGGACAGUCAGGUAGAGCUGUUCCGCCAUAUUUAUUUUCACUGCUACCACACGAAGUUGAAACAGCUGGGACUCCAGGCGUUACAGAGUCAGCCGGACCUCAUCCCAUGCCAGCUGGACACGCAGAGCCGAAACAUGAUCCCCGAACUCCAGGAAAGCUUCAUAUGUAUGUGGGACCAGUGUGAGAGCACGUUUGACAACGCUGAAUGGUACUACAGGCAUGUUGACUCUCACGGCCUGAGCACGGAAUAUGAAGUCGCUGGUAAAGAGAACCGCGUUUUGAUGUGCGGGUGGAAAGACUGUGACUGUUCCUGUAAAAGUCGAUGCAAGCUACGAGAGCACCUGCGAAGCCACACGCAAGAAAAAGUCGUGUCUUGUCCAAACUGUGGGGGCAUGUUUUCCAACAAUACUAAAUUCUAUGAUCACCUGAGACGGCAAACCUCUUUAGAUCAACAUAGGUUCCAGUGCACACAUUGCUCCAAGAGAUUUGCGACAGAACGCCUGCUGCGGGACCACAUGCGAAACCAUGUGAAUCAUUAUAAGUGCCCCUUGUGUGAUAUGACCUGUCCGCUUCCUUCUACCUUACGGACCCAUAUCCGCUUCCGACACAGUGACGAGCGCCCAUAUAAAUGUCAGCAUUGUGAGUACAGCUGCAAGAAUCUGGUUGAUCUUAGGAAACAUUUGGACACACAUAGCAAGUUGCCCGCCUAUUGUUGUGAAUAUGAAGACUGCAGCUUCAGCGCCCGCUCCCUCUGCUCCGUCAAAGCGCAUUACAGAAAAGUGCAUGAGGGGGAUUCAGCUCCCAGGUACAAGUGCCACGUUUGUGAGAAAUGCUUCACCCGAGGAAACAACCUGACUGUUCACUUGCGUAAGAAGCAUCAUUUCAAGUGGCCGUCUGGACACCCUCGAUUCAGGUAUAAGGAACAUGAUGACGGCUUUCUACGUUUGCAGCUGGUGAGAUAUGAAAGUGUAGAACUGACAGAACAUCUGAUGAAAGAACGGGAGAAGCAGGGAGUGCCCCUGGAUGAAGCCCCGACCUGUCUGGUGUUAGGCCAAGGAGCAAGCGCAGGAUCUGAUGGAGUAGAUUAUGAGAGGACUGGAGGAGAAAGGACUACAGAUUGCUGGCAGAAUGAUCAGCUGCUCAGUAAAGACAUUGCCUCUUAACAAAGGAUAUAAGGAGGCCCGUAUCUGGGACUGUAUGUUUUCUGUAGAGAUCCUAAACCGAGAGGGUUCAGCGCAUCACAUUAGUUACCUGCUCUUGCCUCAGUUUAGUAUCACAGACCGGAUACACAACUUCAUGUCCCUCGAGAGCCCAGCAGAUGCACUUCAGUAACAUUUCACGCUGUUUGGGCCCGUUGUCUGUACUCGGCCCCCAGAUGGGGGGGGUAAACUGCACAGAUGUCAAGUCCAAAGACUGAAAUAGUAAAUGUGGUCCACCAAUAACUGCAUCCUUAGAAGAAAAGAUGGCCACACACAUUCUGUAGCUGCUGGAUGAACACAGCUACUCCUGACCCCCUCAUACACCAA